This is a messenger RNA of Penaeus chinensis, 999 nucleotides long. RefSeq lists its product as uncharacterized. The coding region runs from base 1 to 999 and encodes 332 amino acids. The record is from RefSeq and is a predicted model, not a curated record. The transcript has 8 exons. NCBI's taxonomy places the organism in Eukaryota, Metazoa, Arthropoda, Malacostraca, Decapoda, Penaeidae.
AUGAUUGUAACGGCUGUACCUUUCGGCUUGAGUCAGCCGCAGACGGAAGCCGCAGUCAUGCGCAAGGAACAUGUCCCCGAAGGAUGUGCCUGCUGGUGCAUGUUUUUCCUGCUACUCCUGCUCCCAUCCCCCGCCUGCUCCGUCCUGCUGGUGGGAACUCACCGAAGAAUGGCACUUCCGGACGCCCUAAUAUCGCACAGGCGUCUCGGUGUCCCUGCUGAAGGAAUUUGCACUGAAAAAUGUGUUCGAGAUAGAGGUUGCUUAACGUUCAGCGUCGUCCCCUCUGCGGAAACAGGCAAGCUUGACUGCGUUUUUAGCAAGAGUGCUGUGGAUGAGACGAAGCUGUUGUCCAGCGAUCAAGCUUUCACUCAUUACAUAAUGGAAGAAAGGAAGGCGUUAACCAAGAAGAAUGUCACAACCCUAAAACCAGAACCAACAACCCAUACAACAACUAAUGAUACCAUAACUACCGCUGCUGUUGCUGGAACUACCACUAUUGCUGCUGCCACGCCGACGCCUGCUGCUGAGGCUAACACGUCAUCUACAGUUGCUGAUUCAACAAAUUCUGAAACUACAACGUCCGUAGCCAGUACGUCUACAGCCUCAGUAUCUAAUCUUGUUCGGCAAGUUUUCCUCACCUCAGAAACAACCACAGAUGGCACUUUGACCAACCAGGAAGCCGUGUGUGGCCGAGCAGGCGGAACCGUCGGUCUGCUGAAGAGUCAAGCCAUGUUCGACCAGCUGAUCGCUGAUUUUGGAGACGAUAUUGAAACAUGGAAAGUCUGGUUGUCCCUGACCGAGAGAUUGGAUAAUUCCCUUAGGUGGCCGGACGACACAUCAUUCUCAAGCACAGACGUCACCCUGAGGGUGGAGAAGGAUACUGGAAUGUGCACUACAUUUCAACAUUCUACAGACUUCUUAAUAAAGGAAUCUCGAUGCUCUAGCUGGACUGGAAGAAGGGUUGUUUGCUGCUUGACCCCGGGCUGGAUUAGUGCUUAG